AAUGGCGGGCGGGACUCCACUCACCCCACUCUCGCGUAAAAUAUGAAAUGAAAGUAUGAAACUGAAGAAAAUACAACCAUCACUGUCUCUGUUGAUUUGUUCAUUGAAUUCAAAAUUGAAAAUCCAUUUGAAUUGAAUUGGUAACGCUCAGAUAAACAGGGGUUUUAGGUUGAUUUGGUGAUUUCAUAGACUUUCUGUAGUUAAAAUUCUGUUUGGCGCAAUGGGAGGUGUCUGUUCGGGUGGAACCCCGAACGGUGGUUCAAAGAUUCUGGCGAAGAAUUCAGGAAAUUCUACGAAGGUAAGGACGAUGAGUAGCUUCGACAAGCAGAAAAAGGGUUAUUUUUCGUUUUCCGAUAUGGACGUUUAUGAGAAGGCCCCGCUGAAAUACGACUCUGGUGAGCUUGCAUUAUCCUCCUCAGGCAAAUUGAAGCCGUCGCCAAUAAGGACAGGUGCUAGCAAGGUGCCACAGGUGGGCUCAAUUUUGGGAAGGGCUGGUAUUGUUGGCCUAGAGAAGGCUGUGGAUGUCCUAGAUACACUUGGAAGUAGCAUGUCAAAUUUGAACCCCACAGGGGGAUUUGUUUCUGGGAUGGCUUCACGAAGGAAUAAAAUAUCUAUUCUAGCAUUUGAAGUAGCUAAUACAAUUGUUAAAGGAGCCAAUUUAUUGAGAUCUCUUUCUGGGGAAAAUGUCAAGUUCUUGAAAAAGGAGAUUUUAUACUCCGAAGGAGUACAACAAUUAGUAUCUACAGAUAUGGAAGAAUUGCUGAGAAUUGCUGCCACUGACCAAAGGGAAGAGUUUGACAUUUUCUCCAGAGAAGUAGUUAGAUUUGGGGACCUUUGUAAAGAUCCUCAAUGGCACAACUUAAGUCGUCAUUUUCAAAAAUUGGAUUCAGAUAUUACAACACACGGAGAGGAGGUAGAAAUUACAAUGCAAGAACUUUCAACCUUGGCUCAGCAUACAGCUGAAUUGUACCAUGAAUUUCAUGCAUUGGACAGAUUUGAACAAGAUUAUCGGCGGAAGCUCGAGGAAGUAGACUCCUUACAUCUCCCUCGAAGAGGAGAGAGUGUCAUGAUAAUACAGAGUGAGCUCAAACACCAAAGAAAGCUUGUGAGGAGCUUGAAAAAGAAAUCUCUCUGGUCAAAAAAUUUGGAAGAGGUCAUGGAAAAGCUUGUUGAUAUUGUCACCUUCAUAUAUCAAGCGAUAGUGGAGGCCUUUGGAAAUAAAGGAAUAGGGGUGGAUAGCAAGGAUCCAAUUCAUAGCCCUCAAAGACUUGGUGCAUCUGGUCUUGCAUUACACUAUGCGAGCAUCAUCAGUCAGAUAGAUAGUAUUGUUGCACGGCCAAGUGCUCUUCCUCCUAAUGUGAGGGAUACGUUAUAUCAUGCAUUACCAACUGGUGUUAAGACAGCUCUGCGUUCCCGAUUGCAAUCAUUUAAUGAGAAGGAAGAGUUCACGAUUCCCCAGAUCAAGGCUGAAAUGGAGAAGACCCUGAAGUGGCUUGUACCUCUAGCAUCAAAUACAACCAGAGCACAUCAAGGUUUUGGCUGGGUUGGAGAAUGGGCAAACACUGGUUGCGAGGUUAACAAGAAGACAGAUGCACAAGGUAAUCUGAUUCGCCUGCAGACACUCUACCAUGCAGAUAAGCAAAAGACAGAAGAAUAUAUCCUUGAGCUGGUGUCAUGGCUUCACCAUUUGAUUAGCCAAGUAAGACACAGAGACCAUGGAUUCAAGCCAUUCUUUCCUGUUCGUUCCCCAACCCGUAAAGCCCUACUUCUACCGCUGGAGAGCCAUCAAGAUCUACCCCUGGUCAAUAAUAAGAAAACCAACAGGAUUGUGCAGUUAUCUCAAGAAGAGCAGGAUAUGUUGGAAAGUGUCAGCUGGACAAGGUCGGUUCCUGAAAUAAGCAAAAGCCAGGAGUUUUCCACAGUCAAGAAAAAGGGGGUCUGCCGUUGGGGGUCAAGCAAGAGCACUGGUAGCUCUCCAACUAGGGAGUUCGGUGCAACCCAAAACUGGGAGACUAGGACUAAUGAUAUAGAUGUAAUAGAUGGGUUGAUUAUAUAGAUCUUGGAGUUUUUUUUUUUUUUUCUUAAUUAACCUCCAAUAUUGCAUUUUAUUUCAUUUCUUCAUUUACAUUUUUUCAAUUCUCUUUUCUAUAGUGUAUAUGAUCAUCAGUCGACGAUUCUGUAUCAUAUAAAUAUAAUA
Molecule: messenger RNA, 2197 nt
Organism: Nelumbo nucifera (sacred lotus)
Lineage: Eukaryota; Viridiplantae; Streptophyta; Magnoliopsida; Proteales; Nelumbonaceae
Product: protein PSK SIMULATOR 2-like
Biological process (GO): positive regulation of growth
Source: RefSeq, a predicted model, not a curated record